Anguilla rostrata (American eel) is the source of this 5034-nucleotide messenger RNA. It is a transcript of the gene parp10, whose product is annotated as poly(ADP-ribose) polymerase family member 10. Gene Ontology annotation, cellular component: cytoplasm; nucleus. The transcript is spliced from 11 exons. The coding region runs from base 162 to 3839 and encodes 1225 amino acids. Gene Ontology annotation, biological process: negative regulation of gene expression; protein poly-ADP-ribosylation. Lineage: Eukaryota; Metazoa; Chordata; Actinopteri; Anguilliformes; Anguillidae. Gene Ontology annotation, molecular function: RNA binding; transcription corepressor activity; NAD+-protein mono-ADP-ribosyltransferase activity. The record is from RefSeq and is a predicted model, not a curated record.
GAGACAAUAACCUGUCUCGCUCUGCAGUUGGAAAUUACCGCUCACGGGCUGGGCUUGGGAGCAGAGUGCAGCUCUUGCGUACCAGGAAGUCAGUCAGCAGAAGAAAAUUUCCGUGUUUACAGCCAUGACAGGAGCGUGAAUGCAGAAAAUCAUUCAGAAACAUGUCUGAGGAAAUCGUGGAGGAGCGGACUGUUGAGGUGUAUGAAAUACCUGCCGAAAUUGAGGAUGAAUUCUUGAUGUUGUACUUUGAAAACAAGCGGCGUUCUGGAGGGGGACCACUGGUGUCUCUGAACAGGAGGGGUAGCUGUGCAGUGUUGGUGUUCGAAGAAGCAGAGGUUGCUGCAAGGGUUUUAGCCAAAGAACCCCAUGUGCUGCAGGGUGCUUCGCUGACCGUUAGAAAGCAAGCCCCUAAGGACCCUGGGAAGUUGCUGCUCCGUGGGAUGAACCCCAGAACCAGCCUGGAGCUGCUGGAGCUAUAUGUGGAGAAUGUCACAGGGAUAAAAGAUGGAGGCUACACAUUAUACCCUUCCCAAGGGAAAGACUUAGCUCUGAUUCACUUUCACAAACCGAUUUCAAAGGAAGAAAUUCAAAGAUUGUUUGCAAAAAUCAAUGAGAAGCUGUUGGAUGGAGCCACGAUUCAGCCGGAACAGAUUGAACAGACAAACACCAUUUUGGUGGAGAACCUUGCUCCCAGCACCACUGAAGACAUGCUCACUCUUUAUUUUGAGAGUAGACGUGGGGGUGGGGGGGAGGUGAAGGAAGUCAACAUGAUUUCAGAAGGGAGAGCCAAAGUCAUCUUUGUGGACUUUGAACCUGUGGAACGCAUACUGAAACAGACCCACAAACUGGAGGAGUGUAAUUUGAACAUCCAACCUUACUAUGACUUCAUGGAAAGAAAAGCAAACCCACAAUCUUUGAGCCCUCUGAAUGGUAUAGGGCAACUGAGCGAUAAUAUCGAACAUGUGCUCACAAGCAGUCUUGGUAUAGAUGAGAGUCCUCUCAUAGCAAUGGAUACAUCAGUUUCAGAAACCCUUCCCACCACAGUACGGGGAUUGGAAACAGUAGAAGAGGCCGGGGAUAGGGUCGGUCUAGCACCACGGGCAGAAGCAGUUGAACCAAACAAGGUGAACAUUCUGUGUCGCGCACCCUCUAUUCCUUUUUCCAGUCACAUUUCCCUACCAGACCCAAUGAAACUCAACCUGUUGAAGAAUAGCCUGCUCUUCCAAGACCUCCAGAAGUCUCACUCCAGCUUUGAUAUCAGAAUCAUGGACAGCGCUGUGGAGAUCUCAGGACCAAGCCAGCCUGGUGUCCAACAGCUGAAGAGUCAAAUCCUUGAGUUCUUCAGUGAAAUUGCACAGGCGCAUCUAACAUUUGAUGAGGAGAAGGCCAGAUUACUUGUGAGGGACGAGGUGAAAGACAGACUACUGGAGCAUCUGAAACGGCAGGGCCUGCCGUCCACCUACACGGUGUCGGAUGGCGUGGUCACAGUCACGUCGUCAUCUCUAAAGGCUGUGAACGAAGCUUGUAAAUUUAUCAAGUCUUCGAUCUCUGAAUUCAACCUAGCAGUCACCCCAGAAUAUGAGUGCAUGCUAUAUUCCAGGGAGUGGUUUGCAUUCUUAGACUCAUUGGGAUUCUGCACUGUCGCCAAUGGAGAAAACCAGAUUAAAGUUGUGACUCUGGCUGGUAUGGAGAACGAGAAGAAGGACGGUAUCAUUGGGUUUCUUAGCACGCCUAUCCAAGUGGAGACGGUGAUUACCAUGGAGCCCGGGAAAUUGAAAUACAUUCAGAUCCACUGUCACCAGCUACUGGCUGACAUGGAACAAGUCUCAAUAUUUCCACUGGAAUCAGAAGACGUCACUGGAUUUAGAUUGCAUGGGAACGCAAAUGCCUGCCAGAUUGUGGACGAGGUACUGCGAGGCGUGGUGAGCUCGGUGCUCACGAGGACCAUAACCGUAAACCAGCCAGGAGUGGCCCGCUUCCUGGUCGAGGGGGAGGGAGCCAGCAUCCUUGCAGAAAUGCAACACAAGUUUCAGGUUUACAUCAGCACGGAGAAAGUCCACUGGGAACCUCUGGAAGACCAGGACAUCUAUGAACUGGCAUGGAAAUUGACAUCUGAGCAAAACUUUAAGAGAAGCCUCUCGGACAGCCACUCUGGCUCUGUACACCGUCUGAGCCCAGCUUUAAGCAGGACUGAUCUUAACUCUAAUGAUGUCGAUGGUGCUGACAGAGAACUAAUAGAGGAGGCAAAGAGGCUCGUCUCAGUCAUUGAUCCAGUACAAGAUCUGGAAGGAGAGGAUUUGUACACUGCUGAACCUAUGGCUCUCAGUUUAUCCAUUGACACAGACAACCAGGAUGAUGAUUGUACCAUGGUUGUGGAAGAAGUGCUGCGGGUUGCACCAGAAGGAAAGGAUAACGCCGAGCUACAGACUGAAGAAGAAGCAGCGGCCUGUGCCAAGCCACCCUCCGUGGGGCCUUUAAUGACACAAACAGACCUUGAGGAGGAUGCUAUGCUGUCCUUGGCGAUACAGUACUCAAUGGAACAAGGCAGCUCAGCGGCAGAUUCAGACGACGAACUGCAGAAAGUUCUGGAAAUGUCCAGGAGAGAAAUGCAGCACGAUAGCGCCGCUGAUUCUCAGCUUGAGAAGGCCAUCCACAUCUCGCUCCAGGAUGCCAUCAAGGCCGCCAACACUGCGGAAAUUUGCGUGUUCGCUGGCUAUAACCAUGACCUGAUCAGAGUAGACAUUGCCCUUGGGAAGAAGGUCAGCCUGAGGCAGUGCGAGGAGAAGGUCGAGCACAAGUGCCUUAAGAGCCUGUCCGAGCACCAAAAGAAGUGUGUGGAUCUCAUCCAAAGGAAACAUGCAGUGCAGGUUCUCGUCCAGGGAACCACCGCCACAGUCUCAGGGUUUAAGGACUACGUCUUGGAGGCGGUCGCCGACCUGAAGAAGCUGCUGAGCAAGAUUUCGAACAUGGAGUCUGAUUCUGAAAUUUUGCGCAAUGUGCAGUGGGUAUGGCACGACUCAAACUCACAGCCAAUACCGUACCCUGCCAGCGCAACUGUUUUCAUAGAAAAUGCCUGGAAAAUGAGGCAGAAGAAGAUCGAUAUUGUGUUUGAUGAUAGACCUUACAGCAUUGACUUUGACAAAAUGGAGGAAUAUAACAUUUCCUCCGGGAAGUCUAUUCAGAUCGAGAGGAAAAUUCUGAGUGCCGUCGACUUGUACAUGGACAUACCAGAUGAGGAUUUCAGCCUCUUAUCUAACCUGCCUGAUGCAUCCAGAGUUGAUGAGGACUCCGAUGAGUUCCAAGAUGUUGUCAGAGAGUUUUAUGAAAGUAUUCAGGAAUACCACAACAAAAUAAAAAUUAUAAAGGUGGACAAACUUACGAAUACGCUUCUUUACAAUCAGUAUAAGUUAAAAAAGGCCAGUAUGCUACGGAGUGGCACGAGCGCAGAGGUGGAGAGAACUCUAUACCAUGGAACAGGUGAAACCAGCGUGAAGGAGAUCUGUGUUCAUGGUUUCAACAGAAGCUUCUGUGGGAAGAAUGCUACUGUGUACGGCCAAGGGGUGUACUUUGCAGUGAAUUCGGCUGUGUCCGUCUCAGACCAGUACUCUCCACCCAAUGCUGAUGGAUACAAGUACGUGUUUGUGACGAAAGUGCUAACAGGGGACUUCACUAAGGGAAGACAUGAAAUGAAGACUGCACCCCUGAAAGAGAACUCCGAUGUUCCCUUAAGAUACCACAGUGUGGUAGACAACGAGAACUCGCCUACCCUGUUUGUCAUCUUCAAUGACACGCAGGCAUACCCAGAAUAUCUUAUCACAUGUAAGAAAAUCCACGGUUGAGGCCAUUUUACUUCUGCGCAUUCUCAUUGUCUGCAAGUCUGUGGUUACAGAAAUGAAAGGCUGGUGUAAACUAACCUUUAGCUUUUAUUCUUGGAAGGAGAAGUGCUUUAAUAGACAUCAUUAAAAGUACUUUUUCAUGUGUAACACCGUUUACAUUAUUAUCUUUAUUUAGAUUCAUGGCAAGGAAAAUUAGGGGGAAUGCCACAGUGGUUUUUGAACUUCUGUAAUUUAAUUUUAAUUUGUUUUCUUUUUAUUUGUUUUGCUUUUAUUUACAUUAUCUUGUGGAUGUUUUGAGCUAAAAAUGUCUUUGGUGGACUGCAUUUUCUUUGAUUCUCAGACAGCUUCCUUUGAGUCAGAGCCUAUUUUAAUCACAGUAUGCUUUCAUAACAAUGAAGUCACAAUGAAGUUGAACUCCUUAGGAAUGUCUAUCCAAAUGACAUGCACAUGUAGAACACUGUAAUUAAAAUGUAUCAGUAUAUACAGAGCAUACCUUUCCUAGAUUUGCUGUAACAUGCGUGCAGUGCUAGCUCUAACAGACCAAAGUAGUAAUGUGAUCAGGGUGUGGAAUUAACACCAGCCACCAGCCAAAUGCUGGUAAAGUUUUGAUUGCGGUUGGUGAGAUUCUUUACUCUAGCAGUCACUUUGGCAGGUGACCAACCAAGUUGUGUUAUAUUGUACAAACUAAUGUGGGUGAUAAAUGUUUUAAAUGGCUGGUGAGUCCACAAGCCAUUCUGGCCUGUCUAUGAAAACGUUAAUUUCAUACCCCAAAUGUCCACUUUGAUUGGACAUGAAGCAAAUGAAUGUAUAGCAUAAUAUUUUCAUGAAUAUGCUUACAGAAUAGCUGGCAUUUAGUCAUAAGCCAUUGAGAUGGUAAUCAGUAAUUUGCGCUUUAAUUUGGACCUUUUCUGUCUUGGGGUUUGUGAAUAGAUGUGUCUAUUGUUUCCUUGAAUUUUCUGUAACUAAAUGAAUGGUCAUUGAAAUCUUGAUUUUGUUCACUAUGAGCCUGUAAUUUUUUUUAGCUUUUGAGCAAAAAUAAGAAUUGUGGCAUUUUGAAUGAAGAUCUCAAAAGAGGGUUGGGCUGUUUUGGAUAUUUUGAGUAAACGACAGGCUGAAAUGAAAUGCAAAAAACAAACACGAUGAGGGUACUGUAGGUAAAGGAUAUGUGAUGACACAUUAAAUGAUUAUUGCAUACUGA